This is a messenger RNA of Aspergillus wentii DTO 134E9, 1170 nucleotides long. RefSeq names its product proteasome regulatory particle base subunit RPT6. The transcript has 3 exons. Gene Ontology annotation, cellular component: proteasome regulatory particle, base subcomplex. Lineage: Eukaryota; Fungi; Ascomycota; Eurotiomycetes; Eurotiales; Aspergillaceae. Gene Ontology annotation, molecular function: ATP hydrolysis activity; proteasome-activating activity; ATP binding. The record is from RefSeq and is a predicted model, not a curated record. The coding region runs from base 1 to 1170 and encodes 389 amino acids. Gene Ontology annotation, biological process: proteasome-mediated ubiquitin-dependent protein catabolic process.
AUGGCGCUUGACAACUACUACCGUAAUAAGAUCGAGGGCAUGAAACUCGAGAUUAUCCAGGGUCAGGCUGUUUUACGACGAUUAGAAGCACAACGCAAUGAUUAUAACUCGAGAGUGCGCCUACUGCGAGAAGAGCUGGGUUUGCUUCAGCAGCCUGGUUCUUAUGUCGGCGAGGUGGUGAAAGUAAUGAGCACCAAAAAAGUCCUCGUCAAGGUACAUCCAGAGGGCAAAUAUGUUGUGGACAUUGCGGAUGGUGUGGAUAUUGGCAAACUCACGGUUGGCAAGCGUGUGGCACUACUCUCUGAUUCAUACAAGCUGGAGAAGAUGCUGCCUUCAUCAGUCGAUCCGUUGGUCUCACUCAUGAUGGUUGAAAAGGUUCCCGAUAGCACAUACGACAUGAUUGGUGGCUUGGACCAGCAGAUCAAGGAGAUCAAGGAAGUGAUUGAGCUUGGUCUUAAGCACCCCGAACUCUUCGAAUCUCUUGGUAUUGCGCAACCGAAAGGUGUUCUUCUGUAUGGGCCACCUGGAACCGGAAAGACACUGCUUGCGCGAGCGGUCGCCCAUCACACUGAUUGCCGAUUCAUCAGAGUCAGUGGAUCAGAGUUGGUACAGAAGUACAUCGGUGAGGGUAGUCGUAUGGUGCGCGAGCUCUUCGUCAUGGCUCGAGAGCAUGCCCCUAGUAUCAUUUUCAUGGACGAGAUUGACAGCAUUGGUUCCAGCCGGAUAGACAGCGCUGGUUCUGGUGACUCGGAAGUCCAACGUACAAUGUUGGAGCUGUUGAAUCAACUUGAUGGUUUCGAGCCAACCAAGAACAUCAAAAUCAUCAUGGCUACGAAUCGACUUGAUAUUCUUGACCCUGCCCUGUUGCGGCCUGGACGUAUCGACCGAAAGAUUGAAUUCCCCCCGCCAUCGGUGGAAGCUCGUGCUGAUAUUCUACGGAUUCACUCUCGGUCGAUGAACUUGACACGAGGAAUCAACCUGACCAAGAUUGCGGAGAAGAUGAAUGGAUGUUCUGGGGCGGAGCUGAAGGGUGUCUGCACCGAGGCCGGCAUGUAUGCCCUCCGGGAGCGGCGGGUGCAUGUUACCCAGGAGGAUUUCGACCUGGCCACUGCCAAGAUUCUCAACAAGCAUGACGACAAGGAGAUUGCUGUAUCCAAACUUUUCAAGUAA